AUGGGAGGAGCUCAAGAACUCCACAGUAGGAGGUUCUUGAAGUUCCACGAAUUGGAUUUUGGAUGGGCUUCAAGGUUGGUGCACUAUAUACUGAGUUAUCAGCUUGAUUGCAAGAAGAAGUACGAGUUGUGGAGUCUAGUAGGUGUUCGACCAGCGAGGUUUUCUCUGCAUGAAUUUGAAGAGAUAACAGGGCUGAACUGUAAGUAUGUGAAGAAUCUCGAGAAUCCGCUGGUUGAGGUAACAGAUGAGAUGAGAGCAUUUUGGGGGAAGAUGGGAGUGCAUUUCGACCGGGGGCCAAGUAUUGAGGAAUUAACCACAGCGUGUCAGAUGUGUGAAACAUGGUCUCGAAAUGAUCGGCUGCGUUUAGGGUAUCUAGCCAUCUAUGCUGGCUUCAUCCAAGCACCAAGAAGCUCGUCACCUACAUGUGCUAGCCUGGCUAGGUUGGUGAUGGAUCAAGAAGCUUUUAAAGCUUAUCCGUGGGGAAAGGUAGCAUUUAAAUUCUUGAUGGAUUCGGUGAAGGGUUUAGACUUGGCCAAGCCUUCCUAUGCUAUGGAAGGCUUUGUUCAGGUGCUUCAAGUCUGGAUCUAUUGGUGUCUCCCUGAAUUCGCAGCAGGGUUUGGUGACCCUAUAGAAGGUACUCCGACCCCACCUUUACUUGCCUACUCUGGUAAUAGAGGCAAGAGAUAUCUGAAGGAAAAUAUUGUUAAACAAACUAGGGUUAACAACUUUGCUUUGAAGGAGCUCUCUGAAAUGUUUCUUCUCUGGGAUGGUGAUCGGGAAGACCAAAAGGCUGAUAACAUAGUGAAGGCAAUGUUUAAUAGACACUGGGUGUGGGAAGAAAGUCACUGGCCUCUUAUCGGAACAAAACUGUGGACAAAUGUGAAGGAGGAGAUCCAUCCGAUGAAGACAGACGCUGGUCAGAUGGAGCAAAGCAAGGUGGCUUUGUCCCCUUCUCCCACUGAGUCUGAGGGAGUAUCAAGCAAGAAGGCUCGUCAGUCCCAUGGCCUGGAUGUGGAGACCAUGAAAGCAGAAAUAGCUCAGUGGCCUACUGGCCUGACCUCUACCAUGGUUGAGGAGCUGAGCACUAUGAAGAACACUCUGAAGACACAAUCCGACAGGCUUGAGGGCCUUACUGCGAAGAUGGGACAUCUUGAAAAGAUUGUGCAAGAAGGUUGGAAGGAAGACUACAGAAAGGCUGGUUCAUCUGCUGAUGUAUUUAAUGGAGACAAAGAUAAGGAGGACAUCGGUGAAGAAAGCAGAGCUGAGGAAGCACCUCCUAAACCAGCCAGAAUGACAACAAGAGCCAAAGCCAAAGACACUGUGUUAAAAAAAGUGAGAGAUGCUUGCAUUGUGGCCCGUGCUAGGAGUGAUAGGCAACGUAGGCUUGCUGCAACUCAGAAAUCUCCUUUUGCUGGAAACAGCACGGCAAAGGUUAUCAUACCUAACCAGCCGUACCGAGGCCUGGGAUAUAACCCAUUUGCUGGUGUUGAUAAACCAAAGCUCUCUCAAAUGACGACAGAGGUGAAAGGUUACUCAGAGUUUCUUGCCAGUCCUGAAGAGUCCGGUAAACUACUCCCUUCUGGGGCCUUAAACUACUACACUGGCAAGGAACCAGCAUAUUGCAGAUCAGAUAAGACAUGGGUGCAAGAGAUUGAUGAUAUAUAUGCUCCAUUAUUUGUCAAGGGUAAUCAUUGGGUAGCUUGCUGGAUAUCAAUUCCGAGGAGACACAUAGUGAUUUGGGAUAGUGAUGUUUGUUACGCUAAGGAUGAAGAGAUUGUCGAGCAUGUUAAGCCUUUUGCACAUAUGGUGCCGUACAUGCUGCAUAUGAUGUCUUGCGGUGAAGAGAGGGAGUUGUACACAGAUUAUUUCACACAUGAGCGGGUCUCAGCAUCUGAGGUACCACAAAACUACCAGAACGGGGACUGUGGAGUGUAUUGCUUGAAGUAUAUAGAAUGUCAUGCACUUGGCGUGGCAUUCUCACCUCAUGACCUGUGUGAUAAGAAAAUCAAGACAAUCAGGAGUCAGUUGGCGAGUGAGAUAUUUGAUGAGACCAGCAUCAACGGCACAGAGAAACGUGUUUUCAAUCAUCUCGGUGUCUAUGACUAA
Raphanus sativus (radish) is the source of this 2106-nucleotide messenger RNA. RefSeq lists its product as uncharacterized. Gene Ontology annotation, molecular function: deSUMOylase activity. The transcript has 5 exons. NCBI's taxonomy places the organism in Eukaryota, Viridiplantae, Streptophyta, Magnoliopsida, Brassicales, Brassicaceae. The record is from RefSeq and is a predicted model, not a curated record. Bases 1 to 2106 code for a protein of 701 amino acids. Gene Ontology annotation, cellular component: nucleus. Gene Ontology annotation, biological process: protein desumoylation.